Molecule: messenger RNA, 2806 nt
Organism: Anopheles nili
Lineage: Eukaryota; Metazoa; Arthropoda; Insecta; Diptera; Culicidae
Product: neprilysin-1-like
Exons: 9
Coding region: 101-2656 (851 amino acids)
Biological process (GO): protein processing
Cellular component (GO): plasma membrane
Molecular function (GO): metalloendopeptidase activity
Source: RefSeq, a predicted model, not a curated record
GCGUAUCGUGUGACAAACGCACGUCAAAAAAUCCAAACGUUCGCUUGUGCCGGUGAAAAGUGGACCGGGAAACUCCCCGGGCGGCGGGGAGGCCAGCGCGAUGGCAGCCCGUGCCGAAGAGCUCCAUCUGCCGGCGCGUAACGGUGACAAAGCGAGUGUGGGUCAGGAUUCGGCCAACGGGUAUCUACUGCGGACAGACGGGAUCGAAGGUGUGAUGGUCGUGAUGGAACCGGCCCGGGACAUUGAAGCGUCCGGGCCGUUGUUGCUGCGUAAUUCAACCCCCGAUCGGUCACCCGUACCGGUGGUGGUGAGCUUCGGCGGGCCCGGAAUGGCCACCAAAACCAGCACAACGUUGGCGACGGCAUCGGGCCACGGCCGGGGCAGUGCUAGUGGUGCGGGUCCUGCCGGGGGGAAAAAUCCUCGCAGCAUUACACCGAGCCGAUGGAGCUUGGUGGGACCGAGAUUGUCGGCAAUAUUCGGGAGACCGACUAUGCUAGUCGUGGGUGUCCUGAUUGGUGUCCUGCUGGUGUAUCUCGUCGGGCGCUAUCAAGCGCUGGAAGGAGACCAAUGUGGUCGCGAUUCGUACGGGCCUGGAUGCGCGGAUCCUGACACGAGAACGGGCAACAUUUGCCUCACGGACGAGUGCGUCCGGACAGCAUCGUCCCUGCUAGCCGCCAUGGAUCGGACGGCGGAUCCGUGCAAGGACUUCUUUCAGUUCGCGUGUGGUACGUGGAACAGGAUGCACGUGAUACCGGAGGAUCGAAGCUCUAUCAGCACGUUCGAGGUGCUUGCAGAUCAGCAGCAGGCAAUACUGAAGGGCGUCCUGGAAGAGCCAGUCAACAAGGAGGACAACCGGGCGACAAAAAAGGCGAAAGCUUUCUACAAAAGCUGCAUGAACUUGGAGCAAAUCCGCAAACGUGACGUGCAGGCGUUGCGGAAAUCGCUACAAAAACUAGGCGGAUGGCCCGUGAUCGAGAAGAACUGGACAGUGCCAAAUAGCACCAUCGAGCAUUUGCUUGGGAAGCUGACGGGCGAGUACGACGAGCCGGGACUGGUCGAGCUGUACGUUGGUGCGGACGACAAGAACUCCUCGAUGAACAUCAUACAGGUUGAUCAACUGCUGUUGGCGUUACCGUCGCGCGAUUACUACCUGAAGGAGAGCAGCGAGGGCGACAUGAAGGCGUACCACCGGUACAUGACACAGAUCGCGAUCCUGAUGGGCGCGGACAAGGACAAAGCGGCCGAGGAGCUGCAGCGGAUCGUCGAGUUUGAGGUGCGGCUUGCAAACGCCACCCUGCCGGAGGCCGACCGGCAUGAUACGAGUGCCAUUUACACGAAGAUCACUCUGCCAGAGCUGCAGCGGCGUGUACCGCAGAUUAACUGGAAGGAGUACCUACAGACGACACUUGGUGCGGUGGAGCUGCACCCGAACGAGUCGAUCGUGAGCUAUGCGAUGCCGUAUCUGGUGGAGUUGGGCAAGAUACUGCGUGACACAGAUCGGCGAAUCGUGCACAACUACGCCAUCUGGCGGCUGGUGAUGUCGAUCAUGACGCACAUGAUCGAUGACUAUCAGAAGGAGCGCGUCGAGUUCCGGCGGAAACUUCUUGGCAUCCAAUCGGAACGGAACCGGUGGUCACAGUGUGUUGAGUGGACGAACAAGAAGCUUGGAAUGGCUGUAGGUGCCCUCUUCAUAAGGGAUAACUUUAACCAAGAGAGCAAGGAGACAGCCCUCACGAUGAUUCACACGAUCCGGGAGGCGUUUAACGAGCUGCUGGCGGACAUCGACUGGAUGGACGAUGAGACGCGAGCGGUCGCGAAGGAGAAAGCGGAUGCGAUGAACGAGCGGAUCGGUUAUCCUGACAUCCUGACGAAUGCGGACGAGCUCGAGAAGGAGUACGUUAAUCUCACGAUCCACGGAGAGGUUUUUUUGGAGAACAUUUUGAGUAUCUUGAAGUGGGAAGCUGAACGGAAUUUGCAGUUGUUGCGCAAACCGGUCGACAAGAACAAGUGGGCAACGGAGCCUGCUGUCGUAAAUGCGUUCUACAACCCCAACAAAAACGAUAUUGUUUUUCCGGCUGGUAUCCUGCAGCCAUUGUUCUACAGCCAGAACUUCCCAAAAUCGCUCAACUACGGUGGCAUCGGUGUGGUGAUCGGGCACGAGAUCACGCACGGUUUCGACGACAAAGGUCGCCAGUUCGAUAAGGAUGGCAACAUGAUGCAGUGGUGGAAUAACGCCACCAUUAAGACAUUCCGCGAGCGGGCUCAGUGCAUCAUCGAUCAGUAUUCGCGCUACAAAAUCGACGAAGUCGGUCUCUAUAUGGAUGGUCGGAUGACGCAGGGCGAGAAUAUCGCCGAUAACGGUGGUCUUAAGCAGUCCUAUCGGGCCUACCGGAAGUGGGUGAGCCAGCAUGGCUCGGAAGCGGACCUGCCUGGUCUGAACAUGACACACGACCAGCUGUUCUUUCUCAACUACGCCCAGAUCUGGUGCGGUUCGAUGCGCCCGGAGGACGCUCUCACCAAGAUACGCUCGUCGGUACACUCGCCGGGCAUAAUACGUGUGGUUGGGCCACUGUCCAACUCCCGGGACUUUGCGGAGGCGUACCGGUGUCCGCUCGGGUCGCCCAUGAACCCCGUCAGCAAGUGCAGUGUGUGGUAAGCACGGGCUGCCGGGGUUUCGCUUUCUGUUUGUUUUAUUUUGUAACUGUAAUAACAUUACGAUAAUUAUUAUCGCUACUCUUAUGAUUGCUGUAACUACUAUCAGUUUCGUACAAAACGCACAUAUCAACAGUUGAAUAGUUGAGCUAUG